This is a messenger RNA of Castor canadensis (American beaver), 1711 nucleotides long. The record is from RefSeq and is a predicted model, not a curated record. Lineage: Eukaryota; Metazoa; Chordata; Mammalia; Rodentia; Castoridae.
UCAGGUAGGGUCUCAUUUUUGCUCAGGGCCAGCCUUAGCUCAUUAAUCCUCCUACCUAUGGCCUCCUUUGUAGCUGGGACUACUGGUGGGCACCACCAUUCCCAUCUUACUGAUUGAAAUGGGUUCUUGCUAAUUUUUUGCCAGGGCCAGCCUUAAACCACAAUGCUCCUGAAUGUAGCUGAGCUUACCAGGUGUGAGCCACCCCACCCAGCCGGUAUAGUUUUUAAGUCAGUUAUUUAAAUCAUUUUAAGAAUAUAAUUUCUCAAAUCUAGAAGAAAUGUUUUACACUGUUGGCAGAGUUAAAACUUGAAUGUAAGUCUUCUGACUUGGUAUUUUCAAAAGCAUUUUGUGUAGCAUUUGGAAUAAUUAAAUGGAAUUUGGGGGUAUGUUAUUCAGAGGCAUUUUAAAGUAUUUUUUUUUAUUACAGGGGAUUGAAAAUACAGUUUUUACUCUCAGUGAAGGACAUUCAGCUCAAAUUUGUACUGUACAGAUGGAUAAAGCCAGGCUACAUUUAAAAUUACUUGACUAUCUUAACCAUGAUUGGAAAAGUGAAUAUCAUAUAAAACCUAAUCAACAAGACAUUAGUUUCAUCAGUUUUACCUGCAUUGCAGAAAUGGAAAAGACUGAUUUAGAUAUUGCUAUUCAUGUGACUUAUAACACUGGUCAGACUGUUGUGGCAUUUCAUAGUCCAUAUUGGAUGGUCAAUAAAACAGGCCGGAUGUUACAGUACAAAGCAGAUGGAAUCCAUCGGAAGCACCCACCUGAUUAUAAAAAGCCAGUUCUCUUUUCUUUUCAGCCAAAUCACUUUUUUAAUAACAAUAAGGUUCAACUUAUGGUAACCGACAGUGAGUUGUCAGACCAGUUUUCAAUUGACACUGUUGGUAGUCAUGGAGCCAUUAAAUGUAAAGGCCUAAAAAUGGAGUACCAAGUUGGUGUCACAAUAGACCUCAGCAGUUUUAAUAUUACCAGGAUUGUGACAUUUACGCCUUUUUAUAUGAUUAAAAACAAAAGCAAGUAUCAUAUAUCAGUGGCUGAAGAGAGGAGUGAUAAAUGGCUCUUUCUUGACUUAGAACAGUGUGUCCCCUUUUGGCCUGAGGAUGCUUCCAGUAAACUUCUUAUUCAAGUUGAAGGGAGUGAAGGUCCUCCCAAAAGGAUAUAUCUUAACAAGCAAGAAAAUUGUAUUUUACUGCGUCUGAAUAAUGAGCUUGGAGGUAUAAUAGCAGAAGUUAAUUUGGCUGAGCAUUCUACAGUUGUUACAUUUUCAGAUUAUCAUGAUGGAGCAGCUACAUUUUUAUUAAUAAAUCACACCAGGAAUGACCUUAUUCAGUACAAACAAAGUUCUCUCAGUGAAACAGAAGAUUCUCUUCCUCCUGGAAAAGCAGUGUUUUAUGCAUGGGCUGAUCCAGUGGGCUCUAGAAAGCUGAAAUGGAGUUGUGGAAAAAGCCAUGGAGAAGUAACACAAAAGGAUGUAAGUAUUAGGUUGACCAUUAUGGUGUUAUUUGUAGCCUUUUUGUUUCUUUUAAAGGUACUGUUUUUCAACCUUGCUUACUUUAAGGGCUGUUUUGUGGCUACACUUCUAAGAAAACUGCCAAAAAUUUAAAAAAACAAAAACAGUAUUCAAGGUUCUUUUCUUUUUUGAAUUUUUACCUUAAUUAGGUUUUCAUUAUUUCAUAUUCCAACCCGAAGCUAAAUACAGUUGGAAACAAGUAAG